GAACUUUAAAAGACUCAUCACCCUCUCCUUCUCCUUCUCCUCUUCCUCUCCUCAUAGAACACCUUGCUUGACAUUAGCAAGAUAUGCUUUUCUCUGUCACAGUAAAGUUGUCAAUCCUAGCAACCCUGUUGUGGGUUGGUCUUACUACUCAAGUAGAGAGUUUAAAUUUUAACUAUACAAAGUUCCAGGAUUCAGAUAGAGACCAAUUCAUUUUCAGUUCUAAUGCCAGAUUAUUCCUUGAUGCCAUCCAAGUUACACCAGAUGUUAAUGGAGCAAGUAUGGCUGAUAGAUCAGGGCGUGUGGUGUACAAGAAGCCAUUCAAACUCUGGAACAGCAAAAGCAUCCAUUCAUCUUUUAACACCACCUUUGUACUAAACAUUUUAAACCAGACAAAUCCAGGUGGUGAAGGGCUAGCCUUUAUAUUAGCAGCUGAUUCCAAUGUUCCUGCCGACAGCGAGGGAGCAUGGCUUGGUAUUGUAAAUUCGAAGUUGAAUGGUACUUCUCAAGCCAAGAUAGUGGCGAUAGAGUUCGACACGAGGAAAAGCUACACAGACGAUCUUGAUGAUAACCAUGUUGGCUUGGAUGUAAACAGUGUCUACUCUCGUCGACAAUUCUCAAUGACUAGUCGGGGUGUUAAAAUUUCUGAUGGUGCCAAAGAAAAUAUCACAGCACUUGUUCAGUAUGAUAGUGAAGGCAAAAUUUUGACACUUUUCGUGGAAGAUAUGGAGGAGCCAGUGUUUUCUGAGAAUCUCGAUCUCUCACUCUAUCUUCCAGGAGAGAUUUACGUUGGAUUUUCAGGCUCAACAAGCAGUGAAACUCAACUAAACUGUGUGGUUUCAUGGGAAUUCAACGGAGUUGAGAUAGAUGAUGAUGAUAAGCUGAUAUGGGUUUGGAUUGUUGUUCCCGUAGUUGGAAUGCUCUUGUUGGCUGGUAUUGCAUUUUUAGUGUACUGGAAGAGGAAAAGUGACAGGGAGAAACUGGAAGAUGCUUAUCCAAGCAUCGAAGAAGCGAUCAAAGGCUCUUCAACUGCUCCGCGGAAGUUCAAAUUGAAAGAACUUAGGAAAGCAACAGGCAAUUUCAGCCCCAAGAAUAAGCUUGGAAAAGGCGGAUUCGGAACUGUCUAUAAAGGAGUCAUAGGAAACAAGGAAAUGGCUGUCAAGAAAGUUUCCAAGAAAUCAACUCAAGGCAAGACAGAAUUCAUAGCAGAAGUCACUACAAUUGGCAACCUCCAUCACAGAAAUCUUGUCAAGUUAAUAGGCUGGUGCUAUGAAAGGCGUGAAUUCCUCCUUGUAUAUGAAUACCUGCCUAAUGGAAGCUUAGACAAGUACGUAUUCUACGAUAAGAAGUCAGAAAUGCAAGAAUUAACACUGAGCUGGGGAACAAGGCUUACUGUAAUAUCUGGGGCAGCGCAGGCAUUAGACUACCUGCACAACGGCUGCGAGGAGACAGUUCUUCACCGAGACAUUAAGGCCAGCAACAUAAUGUUGGAUUCUGUUUACAACCCGAAACUGGGGGAUUUCGGUCUUGCUCGCACAAUUAAGCUAAGUGAUCAGACACAUCAUUCCACUAAAGAACUUGCUGGAACACCUGGUUACAUGGCUCCAGAAAGUAUUCUGACCGGAAGGUUUACUGUCGAGACGGAUGUAUAUGCCUUCGGGGUACUUAUCCUUGAAGUUGCUUGUGGAAGGAAACCUGGAAGUCAACACGAGCAGAAUGAUUAUAGUUGUAACAUAGUGCAUUGGGUAUGGGAACUUCACAAGAAGGGAAGAGUUCUUGACGCUGCAGAUCCAAGAUUGAAUGAGGACUUUGAACCAGUUGAUAUGCAAUGUCUUCUUGUUCUUGGAUUGGCAUGUUGUCAUCCAAACCCAAACAAAAGGCCAUCAAUGAAAAUUGUUUUGCAGGUUCUUAAAGGAGAAGCACCACCACCACCAGUCCCUAAUGAAAAGCCAGCUUUUAUGUGGCCACCGCUGCCUCCGUCUUUCAAAGAAUUGGAUAUCUCUCUUGGCCAAAUCAGUCCAUUCUCCGAAAUAAAUGGCAGAUAGAAGCACCAGCCACACGUAGAGAACUUGGAGCAGAAUUAAUCUGUUACAAGUAGAAAGAUCCAGGACAUUUUAUAAGGAUAUGGAAAUAAAUGUCCUCGUGAUUGUCUCAAAACAGUGUAGGGUUCUAGCCAUAGAAUGUAUACAUAAAUAUAUGCUUAUCUUUUUUCCAUGGAAAUGUCGGAUUGAUGUUUGGAUUCAAUUGUUAGAAAGAUAUUAUUGUUAACCAAUUAUGUUUAAUUUUGGCGAUUGCUUCUAAGUUAGCUUGUAAAUAUCAUAAUGUUUUUUAAAGAGAGAAGCUGUACUUGUAAUUCCUUUAAACGUCAAAAUUAAAGAGUUUGUUAUUUUAUA
Messenger RNA from Ricinus communis (castor bean), 2390 nucleotides. Its product is annotated as probable L-type lectin-domain containing receptor kinase S.5. Gene Ontology annotation, molecular function: ATP binding; carbohydrate binding; protein kinase activity. The transcript has a single exon. Gene Ontology annotation, biological process: protein phosphorylation. Lineage: Eukaryota; Viridiplantae; Streptophyta; Magnoliopsida; Malpighiales; Euphorbiaceae. Bases 84 to 2042 code for a protein of 652 amino acids. Gene Ontology annotation, cellular component: plasma membrane. The record is from RefSeq and is a predicted model, not a curated record.